Messenger RNA from Polychytrium aggregatum, 1671 nucleotides. RefSeq lists its product as uncharacterized. NCBI's taxonomy places the organism in Eukaryota, Fungi, Chytridiomycota, Chytridiomycetes, Polychytriales. The transcript is spliced from 2 exons. The record is from RefSeq and is a predicted model, not a curated record. The coding region runs from base 1 to 1197 and encodes 398 amino acids. Gene Ontology annotation, molecular function: protein binding.
AUGCUCAAGGACAGCGGCUUCAUCGCUUUCCCGGAUCGCCUGGCGAACCUUGCUCGGCGAUCGUCACUCGCUAUGGCUUCCGCCUUCAACCGCUCUACCCCGACGACGAAACCCCCGACACCGAGUGCCCAGGUGCGCAUGGCACUCGCGGUCCUCGACCAGGACACCGGUCCGUCCUCAAACCGCAUCCUGCCUGAGACGACUCGUCUCGGCGCCCGCAUCGUCCGGUAUCCAUACAUCCAUUCUCAUCCAAACGAGCUGCAUGUCGAGCUGCAUGAGCGGGUCAAUGUCCUUCGCAUCGAAAAGAACGGCCAGGUCAUGGCCCAAAACGACCGGGGUGAGUGUGGGUACUUGCCCGAGGAAAUCUUGGCCCCCGGUCUGGCCACCACACCCACUCCUCCCGCCCGACGCAAGGGCAAGCGGAUCCACCGCAGCUCAGCCGAGACCCUCGCCUCUGUGGCGAGCUCGACUCUUGAGUUCCGGCUGGACGACGUUAUCCGGAUCGAAAGGAUCUUGCCCGACGGCUCGGCCAUCGGCCGUAACCAACGGGGCGAGUCCGGCAUGUUGGCAACCAAAGCCCUUACCACCACCAGCAGCACACCCACUCUCCGCAGCCAGUACACAGCCUCGCCUCGGCACAAUCAAUAUCCCAAGCCGGUGAUUUAUUACCGGAUCAUCCACGACCACAAGGCCGACAUCAUCGGCGGCCUCUCGGUGCAACGAAACGAGACCCUAACCGUCAUCAGAAUCUACAAGAAUGCCUGGGCUUUUGUUCAUACCUCGGAGGGACAGCGGGGCAUCGUGCCCAUCUCCAUCUUGGUGCCAUGCGACCCCAAGGAACGGCCCUUCGAGGUAUCGCUGAUCGAGCCGACUGUCCUGCCGGGCACUCUGAAAUCCAGCCUCGUUGGCAAAACCCUCACGGUCACCACCAACUUUGGGGGACAGCUGUCAUCGUCAUCGCCGUCGCCGUCGUCCACGGCCGAUCCACUUCGGCUGAAUGUCGGCGACAGCUUCACGGUUCACGAAGUCUUUGAAGAUGGCUGGGCCAUGGGAAGGAGCCAUCGAGGUACCAACGGGUUCAUCCCAGUCGCUAUCCUGGACCAGCAAGAGAUGUGGAAUCGGCAGGCGAGGCAAUCGCAGGCGAGCCGAUCUCAAGCGACUCGAUCCCAGACGGGCGCCGGCACAGUUGCGGCAUGACGGCGCUGUCCUAGACCCCACUCCCCGGACCCAUGUUCGUUGACAGGGGGCGUGAUCCUUUGAUAGGAAUCAUGUUCGUUGACAAGGGCGCUCUUUGCUGGCAGGGGACAUGGCCCCUUGGCCAUGCUUCAUAUGUACUCCAUCCGCAGCUUGUCGUGUCUGGCACAGCCAUGCCCAUUUUUGCUUCCACCAACCAGACCUCGUUUUGUUUGUCGAUGUGCGAUUGUCUCCGCAUCAAUUUAUCAUCUGGAUCGAACAGCCCGGUCCAUCCCACUGGUCCAUCAUAGGCCACAAACCUGCAUUACUACACUCCUUGCACGCCAUUCCCAUUCUUCAUCUGCCAUUCCCAUUCCGCCCCCCCUUUGCAAUCACUCACGCAUUUCGCUCACGCAUAUCCAUGUUGGUCUUUUGUUUCAUGCAUCAUACUUACGGCACAUGCAGAAUACAGCAGCACGCAUGUGCAGGCUCGACAAG